GUACUAUUAAACAGCAACUCUGCUAAAGUUUCUAUUAAAUUUUUUUAUGGGCAACCCAAUUUGUUGCGUGAAGCUUAUGUAUUUUUACGUUUUAUGUCAUUUUUUGUUUAUAACUUCGGGCUCCGUUAUAUAGGUCAUAUAAAAUAAAGUACAUAAAUUUUUAAUUUUAUGUAAAAUAAACUUACAUUACCAAAAAUUACCUAUUCAAUUUAAUGAAAACACAAAAGCUAUUAUAAGCAAAAACAAGAGAAGGAACCGGCGAAGUCAGCAAUUCCCUAAACUGACUAUAAUUAUUAGAAAAUAAGGUUUAUAAUAAAUCUAUUCAAUAUGGAUGAUGCAGUUGCUGUUGUGCUUGAUAAUGGUGCCUAUACUGCUAAAGUUGGGUUAGCUACGCAAGAUGAACCAUUUCUAAUACCUAAUUGCACAAUGAAAGCAAAAGCCGAACGUAGGCGAAUAUUUGUUGGCAACCAAAUCGAUGAGUGUCGCGAUGCCUCUAGUCUUUUUUAUCAGCUUCCAUUUCAAAAAGGUUAUCUGAUGGAUUGGGAAAUAGAAAGAAUUGUGUGGGAUCAUAUAUUUAGUGCAGAUGGCACUGGUAUAUUGCUUGAAGAUCGCCCUAUUAUUAUAACCGAACCUAUGCUGAAUUUUCCUCAAAUCCAAGAAGCAAUGGUAGAAAUAUUAUUUGAGGAUUAUCAUUGUUCAGGUGUGCACAAGACUACCACAGCCGAAUUAGCAGCUUAUAACUAUGCAGCUGAAAGCGAGGAAACGCCAAUUAACUCAUUAAAUUGUAUUGUUGUAGAUGUUGGUUAUAGUUUUACUCAUGUUGUUCCUUUCGUGAAAGGGAAGAUUGUCAUGAAGGGCGUACGACGCAUGGACAUAGGUGGUAAAUCACUAACAAACCAUAUGAAGGAAUUAAUAUCUUAUCGGCAGUUAAAUAUGAUGGAUGAAACUUAUGUUGUCAAUCAGAUUAAAGAGGAUGUUUGUUUUGUUUCUCAAAAUUUUGACAUGGACAUGAAAGCAUCUAAACAAAAGAUUGGUUUAGUUGAAUAUGUAUUGCCAGAUUUUACAACUGUUAAACGUGGAUAUAUACGAGGUGGUGAAGCAAAAAAAGGAGAGAAUGGUAAUGAAAUAGAUGAAGAUGAUAAACAAAUAUUAAAAUUGUGUAACGAACGUUUUACCGUACCGGAGUUACUUUUUACACCGAUUGAUGUAGGCAUUAAGCAAGUAGGGAUACCUGAAACUAUAAUUGACUCGCUCAACUCGUGUCCUGAGGUGAUGCAUUGUGAAAUGUUAGAAAAUAUUAUAGUAAUUGGUGGUAGUUCCAACUUUAAAAAUUUUGUGCCAAGACUAAAAAAGGAUCUCCGUGCUUUAGCUACCGAUGAUUUAGAAGUUUCAUUGAUUUUUCCAGACGAUUCGACGUCUUAUGGUUGGUACGGUGGCAAAGAACUUGCAAAUAGCGGAGAUUUAAAUAUGUAUUUGCUGACACGGGAAGAAUACGAAGAAACUGGUUACACACCAAAUCGUAAAAGGAAAGAUAAUUAAUGGCAAGGUAGGAACAAAA
Molecule: messenger RNA, 1558 nt
Organism: Teleopsis dalmanni
Lineage: Eukaryota; Metazoa; Arthropoda; Insecta; Diptera; Diopsidae
Product: actin-related protein 6-like
Exons: 2
Coding region: 328-1539 (403 amino acids)
Cellular component (GO): Swr1 complex
Molecular function (GO): nucleosome binding
Source: RefSeq, a predicted model, not a curated record